Molecule: messenger RNA, 477 nt
Organism: Armigeres subalbatus
Lineage: Eukaryota; Metazoa; Arthropoda; Insecta; Diptera; Culicidae
Exons: 2
Coding region: 104-439 (111 amino acids)
Source: RefSeq, a predicted model, not a curated record
GCCUUCAUCGACGCAUCACUGAAUGGAACUAAUUUUGAACAGUGCUUCCACAGUCUAAAGUUUAUUUGCCAUUUCACUUGAACACCGCAGGGUCAACUUACUAAUGCUUCCGGCACAGGUUAUGGGGACGUACAAGCUGCGCCAGUACAAAUCCAAUCCCGAUCUGGUGGCCCGCCGAGCCGUGGAAAACAAUCGAUUCGAUAGGAUUCCGUCUCCUCCGAUUAACAAUCCGGAAAUGUUGCUAAUGCGUCGCAAACUGGAGUCUCAUAGUGCUCGCAUGCGGCGUUUUGAUAAUGAAUGCCUUUACGGUAGACCACGAUCAGCAGACAAGAAAAUCGGUAUAACCAAGCAAGAGGAGAGAGGCGAGGGAAGCAACGAAACGGAAGAGAUAAGGCAACUCUGCAAGGGUUUCGGUCAACAGAUGUCACUUUUAAAGUGAAUUUAGUGUUUUUUUCGAUGAAAUAUAGAGUUGUUAGC